GUCAGCGUUCCACAUGGAUAAUUACACCAGUGAUGAAGACACAGAGGAGGACUUUGAUACCCAGCUCAUCAUCCAGCAGAGCUUACAGGACAUUCACCAGCUGAGGACUACACAGCAGGCAUCUGCAGAUGAGAGCUUCCAUUCCUUUUUGAGCUCGGACUACAAGAAGAUCAUUGAAACAAUAGAGGCAGGAGAUGCACUGUCACACUUGACCAAGCACCAUUCUGCUUUUGAUGAAGCAGAUGCGAUAGGCUGGCUUCCUCUGCAUAAGGCUGCAGUGCAGUUAAAUAAGGACAUUUUGGAAAUAACCCUGAAAGCUUCAAAACCUAGCAUGUGGGAGCAAACCACGCACAACGGUGAAACGCCACUUUUUUUGGCUGUCAGCACUUGCCUCUUGGAAAAUGCCCAUUUUCUUCUUCUCAGUGGCUGCAAUCCAAAUGCCAAGAAUUCUGAAGGCAAUUCGCCUCUUCUUACAGAGCACACUCCCAACUUUUCAAAAAGCUGCCACUUUUCAGGUUUCAAGUGUUACCCCCUCAAAGAGGCCCUUCCUUUCCCGUCUACCUUAUCUAAGUUCUGUGAAGUAAUAACAUUGUCAUGGCUGCAACAUCUCUCUGGGGAAGUUGUUCGAGUGAUGCUUGAUUACGUCGAUCAAGUUCGAAUCUGUUCAAAGUUGAAAGCUGUGCUCCAAAAACAGGGGCUCUGGUCAGAAAUCCAUUUGAUCUUGACAAACCCUCGACCCCUCAGACAUCUGUGCCGCCUGAAGAUCCGGCAGUGUAUGGGGCGCUUACGUCUGCGCUGCCCGGUCUUCAUGUCCUUCCUUCCAUUACCAAACCGUCUCAAAGCCUAUGUCCUUUACAAAGAAUAUGACCUUUAUGGACAAGGAAUUUUCACAGGAACCUGGUAGUCAAACCGUUCUGGAUGAAAAGGUAUAAUUCUGUAAGCUGUAUUUCUUGAAGUUUGACUUGUUACAUAGGAUUCAUUAUUUCUCACUUUUCCUACCAACUAAAAUCUCAAUGCAGUCUACAUUCUUUCUUAAUACUGAUAUUACUAUUCUAUUCUUUCUUAAUAUGCUUAAUAUUGCUUCUUAGGGUGCCUAGGUGGCUCAGUUAAGUGUCUGACUCUUGAUCCUAGCUCAGGUCUUGAUCUCAGGAUCAGGAAUUCAAGUCCCAACUUGGACUUGAUACUGCUUUCCAAAAGCAUUCUGAAAGGCAGUUUAAAAAAAAAAAUAACACCCCCCCCCCAAAUAAAUUAAAAAACUAAACCCAAGCCUUAAAAUUUCAAUUAGCAGAAAUACAUCAGUUCUCACUCUGUAUUGAUUUUACAUUAAAUGUAUAAACUACACUUCUACAUGUCAAAACAAGAGAUGCCACCUUUAAUAAUUCAAGAUAACUAAUUCUUUUUAUAGAGAAGUACAUACAUAAAAUGUCUUAGUAAUUACAUUGAA
Messenger RNA from Leptonychotes weddellii (Weddell seal), 1444 nucleotides. The record is from RefSeq and is a predicted model, not a curated record. Lineage: Eukaryota; Metazoa; Chordata; Mammalia; Carnivora; Phocidae.